GAAAAACAACUUUUUUCUAAGGCACUCAGGAAAAUCAAUUAGCCAGAAACUUGAUCGGCUAUGAAGGACUAUUUCGUUGGAUUUACGAGAAGACUCGUCGUGGCCGCCGGCCUUCCUUCUCCUCCGGCGCCAAUAUCCCAUGGCCUCCGCCUUUAUUGCUCUCCGGCAGCUACCGCCGCCUCUUCCCCUCCGGCAAACGACAAACUCUUCGUUGCCGGUUUGUCUUGGUCCGUGGACGAGAAGUCACUAAAGGACGCCUUUUCUGAGUUCGGCCAAGUGACUGAAGUGAGGAUAAUGUAUGACAAAGAUACAGGCAGAACAAGAGGUUUUGGAUUUGUAUAUUUCUCCAAAGAAGAGGAGGCUAGAAGUGCAAAAGAUGCCAUGGAUGGUAAGGCAUUUCUUGGUCGUCCUCUGAGGAUUAGCUUUGCACUUGAAAAGACCCGCAGUACACCUGCUGUAGUCCCUCGGCUUAGAAGCAGUAUAAGUUAUCCUAGGAGGGAUCAUUGAUAUUUAAGGUGAUUUUCAUGUGGUUAGACGUUUAGCAAAACCAUGAUUUGAACAUAAUAUUGUUGAUGUCUUAAUUUUGCCUUGUUCACCAUAGAUCUUGAAAACUGAUAUAGUGUUGUGAUUUCGUGAGUUUGUUUCCCAAUUUUUUCAGAAUCUGAAAAGCUCUUUCAAUCUCUAAAUGGACCCUUCAUUUUCUUAUAUGGAGUACUUGUUUUGGGG
This is a messenger RNA of Cuscuta campestris, 726 nucleotides long. NCBI's taxonomy places the organism in Eukaryota, Viridiplantae, Streptophyta, Magnoliopsida, Solanales, Convolvulaceae. The record is from the annotation of a GenBank genome assembly.